Messenger RNA from Musca domestica (house fly), 1384 nucleotides. RefSeq names its product sex-determining region Y protein-like. The coding region runs from base 138 to 1166 and encodes 342 amino acids. The transcript is spliced from 2 exons. NCBI's taxonomy places the organism in Eukaryota, Metazoa, Arthropoda, Insecta, Diptera, Muscidae. The record is from RefSeq and is a predicted model, not a curated record.
GCCUGACGUAAAUAACAGUGGCUUUGAUGUGCUAAAAAAAUAACGGAGUUUGGCAAAAGAAAGCUAAAAAGUUUAAGUGAAUCCUCGACAAAAUAAUAAGAAUUCGUUAAACUCCUUCGUAUUCGUUCAUUUGAAAAAUGUAUCCAUUUAAGAUACCGCUUAAUUUACAAGUUAGCGUGGCUCCAGGUAACAGGAGAAACAAUCAGUUUCUGCAAAGGCAGAGACUAAUAAGAAAAUUCGAAAAAAAAAUCGAGGCAUUAAAAAGGCAACAGCCGGAUGCGCGCAACAGGCAAGAACGUUAUGGCCAUCAAUGGCCGAAUACUCACAGCAGACAAGAACGUUAUGGCCCACAACAUUCGCAUUAUAAUCAAGUGCAACAAUACCGCUGCACACAAUAUCCAGAACCAACAUUCCAGCAACACUCUCAGCAGUUUGUGCCACAGUACUUUCCAUCAAAUUUUUUCCCAACAUUCCAACCUAAUUUUGUCCACACUCCACAACAGCCGAUGCAUUUACAGGCACAACAACACCACAUAGUGCAGACUCACCAACAGCAAGUGCAUAUCCAGCACCAGCAGUCGCAACAACAGCAACAGCCAGUGGCACAACAUUUUCAGCCACAGCUGUCGGAACACACAAACCACCACUAUGUACAAAUCCAACAACAGCCAGUUUCACAUCAUAUCCAGCAUCAGCAGUCGCAACAACACCAUCAGCCAGUGGCACAACAUUUUCAGCCACAGCUGUCGCAACAUACAAACCACCACUAUGUACAAAUCCAACAACAGCCAGUUUCACAUCAUAUCCAGCACCAGCAGUCGCAACAACACCAACAGCCAGUGGCACAACAUUUUCAGCCACAGCUGUCGCAACAUACAAACCACCACUUUAUAGAAAUUCAACAACAGCCAGCUUUACAUCAUAUUCAGCCACAGCAAUCGCAACAACAUGAAGAACAAAAUCACCAAUCCGUAUCUGUUCAACAACAGCCAUUGCCACAACGAAAGCGUCAUCCCCUACAACCCUCGUCUUUUAAUAAUUUAUCUACCGAAUUGGAAAAUCUCAAUUUGAGGCAGAGUAAAGACAGUGAUCGCGUAACGGAUGUGGAAUCAAGCCAUGAAAAUGAGGAAAAUAAUGAAGGUGGUACAUCAGAAGGUUUUCUAUAGAAGCGAGUUUUUUUUUUUGUUUUUGAAUUAAUCUAUUUUUUAGUUUUUUUUACAUAUGUAAGUUUGAGUUUGCGUUUUUUUUAUUUUUUUACUACAAUUAGUAAUCGUCUUUUCGUUUUUAUAAGAUUAAUUAUGUUAGAUAUGAAUAUUUUAUAAGCAUAUUCGUUUUUAUAAGAUAUGAAAUAAAUAUUUUAUAACUCGUAAUUUGCCCUCUUUUC